Messenger RNA from Scatophagus argus, 4679 nucleotides. RefSeq names its product NDRG family member 2 (gene ndrg2). Bases 637 to 1740 code for a protein of 367 amino acids. Gene Ontology annotation, biological process: signal transduction. The transcript has 16 exons. Gene Ontology annotation, cellular component: cytoplasm. The record is from RefSeq and is a predicted model, not a curated record. Lineage: Eukaryota; Metazoa; Chordata; Actinopteri; Scatophagidae.
UCAACUCCAGGUGUGUUUGUUUACCUGCUGGCUCGAGCCCAGGCGGCAAUGCUAGCGCGCUCGGCUCGGUCCCACGAGCUCAACAAGGGUGGACUGUACCAAUGUGAGUCCUGGGUGGAGGGGCGGGGAACCACUAAGAGAAAACACGCGAUUUUCUCCUGAUGUGGCGUCAGCGUGGAGUCUGCUGGAAACCGGAGCGAUCACAAGGUGCAUCAAGUACGACCUUCCACUUUCCUGGAUUUAGAGAAACAACUUCAGGCCCGACUGCAGUUGAUUUAUUGGCUGAUAACUUUCUUUAAGCACCCCUGAAAACUCCAUCGCUCCAUCUUGCCUUUUGAUUGACCGCUCCAUAUUCUUUUUUCCCCCUCUGUGCUGAAUUUUUCCUCCUGCUGGAGAAAGGAGAAAAAACAACAGUGAGAGGGGGGGAAAGCGAGAGGAAGAAGGCACAGCGGAACACACAGGAGGUGGAGGAAAAAGUGAAAUAACAGGAGAUUAGCGGGGAGAUUGGAGGAACAGGUUGGAAAGAGAGCAAGAAGACAUUUUGCAAGUGGAGAACGAGAUUUGGCCCUGGCUGUAUUUCAGUCCCUGCUUUUCUAUUUCUUGUUUCCCAUCCGCUGAUUAAAAGGAGGUGACACCAUGACAACAGAGAUGCAGGAGAUCGCUAUCACGGAGGACAAGCCUUUACUCACGGGUCAGGCAGAUACCAAGGAUGCUGAACUGGCUGCCAGGAUACUCCUGGACCAGGGACAGGAGCACAGUAUCGAGACCCCACAUGGUGUUCUGCACGUGACCCUCCACGGCACGCGGACCACCCGCAGGCCUGCUAUCCUCACCUUCCACGAUGUGGGCCUGGACAGUAAGAGCUGCUUCUCCCCUCUGUUCAAGUUCGAGGAGAUGCAGGAGAUCGUCAAGAAUUUCACCCUGAUUCACAUCGACGCUCCGGGGCAGGAGGAGGGGGCCGCUGCCUACCCCACAGGGUACCAGUAUCCCUCCAUGGACACCGUAGCAGAGAUGAUCCCCGCCGUCCUGCAGUUUUUUAACUUCCGUACUGUAAUCGGAGUGGGUGUGGGAGCGGGAGCGUACAUCCUCUCCAAGUUCACACUUGCAAACCCAGAUUCAGUGGAGGGUCUGGUUCUGAUCAACAUCGACACUAACGCCCGAGGAUGGAUAGACUGGGCUGCUCAGAAGCUCAGCUCUGUGACGUCCUCCCUCACGGAGCAGAUCCUGUCCCACCUUUUCAGUCAGGAGGAGCUGUCGUCAAACACAGAUCUGGUGCAGUCUCACAGAGAGCGCAUCUCCAAAGCCUCAAAUCUGGUCAACAUAGAGUUCUUCUGGAAGACUUACAACAGUCGCCGAGACUUGAACAUUGACCGCAACAGCACCUUCAAGUGUCCAGUGAUGUUGGUGGUGGGUGAUCAGGCUCCAUAUGAGGACGCUGCCGUGGAGUGCAACAGCAAAAUGGACCCAACAACAACCUCGUUCCUAAAGAUGGCUGAUGCUGGUGGUCUUCCUCAGCUGACUCAGCCUGCUAAACUGACUGAGGCUUUCAAGUAUUUCAUCCAGGGAAUGGGCUACAUGGCUUCGUCCUGCAUGACCCGCCUGUCCCGCUCCCGCACCACCUCCCUCUCCUCCUCCUACUCCAUGGAUGGGUCCCGUUCUCGCUCCCGCACCCUGUCCCAGGGCUCGCAGGGCGGCCAGAUGCCACCCAGCCCCUCCCAAACGAUGGAGGUGUCUUGCUGAACGGGGAGGGGGGACAUGCUAGAGACGAGUGAGUGAGAGAAGAGGGCGAAGGCGGAAAGAAAGGGAAAGAUGAAGCAUGACAAUAAUGCAGGAACUAGAGGAGUGGGUUACUUAUUUGUCACUAAACAACUACCAUCAUUCCCCACAAGAGCAGAAUAGGAACAGCGACAGGGUGAAGGAGGGAGGGUGGAGGAAAGAGGAAGAUAAUGACCUCCACAUUUUGCACCACAUACAAAGUCCAGGCCCUCUCCCCACAUCCCCUUUCCAGCUAAAAUCAAAGUAGAUACAGCGAAAAUAAAAAGCAAAGGCUCGAAGAGAUUCAUUCAAAAGGGGGGAUGCAGGGAAAGAAUGGCAACCAGUCCUCUCUCCCCCUCCCUCCCUCUAUUGGAGCCUGAAUAGAGCCCUUUAAUUUAGAAAAGGAGGCCUGUAGAGACCACACACCUUGCGUUAACCAAUAGUAAUAACUCUGAAAACGGCAUUGUUGUUAUUGAUGAUGAAGAUGAUGAUUACGUUGUUGAUGAUGAAGCUAAUGAUGAUGAUAAUGUAAUAGACAAAAACAGUAACACUUUUCUCUUUAUUACGCAAUGAGUUUAAAAUGACAUAGAUAAAAAAAACAUACUAUAGCAGAGAUACUUAUAACAAUGUGUGUCUACUACUUUUUAAGCUAGUCUUUAUUGUGUUUUUAUUUCUUUAAUCUUUUUUUUUGUUUUUUUAAUGUAACCUGUCUCAGCGAGGGGCUGAAGCUACUGAUUGGUGGUAACAGCCAAUGAGAGCCAUUAUAGUGACUACUUCCUCCUCCUUGAUGUUGCCAGGUCGUUAUGUCUUCCAUUUGCCCCGUCUAUAAGUGACCCCCCCCCCCCCCACCAUACCCCCAUUGGAUUUGAGAAGGUGGGCAGGAAGCUUUUUUUUUUCUUCUUCUGGACUGUUUGGAAGUUGCAUGCCUGAUGUCAGCCCAAGUGAAUAUUGAAUGGAUAAUAAUUUUCUUUUACAUUCUGUCAGUGAUGUGUGUGGAUGUGCACGUGUGUGUGUGUGUUGAGUUUUGUUUGCUCAGAGUGUUUGGAGCGAACUUGUGGGUCUGAAGGUAAGCACAGGUGAGACUGAGGGUGUUCGUACGCUUUAGCCAGUCAGCACCCUAUCAUUAACACUAGUCGCACACUAAAUAGUGCUUCCAAUAUUUCUGGCAGCCCUGCAUUAUCCGCACUCGUGUGCUGCUCGUCAGGCAGUGUGGCAGGCCAGUUUGGAUAUUGCAUUUAAGUGUUAGGCUGCGGCCAGAAGGGAUCACUGUGUUUUAUCGUCUGGGUUGUAAGCUCUUAGCCUUACCCAUGCGUGGAUACCUCCUAACAAACCCAGCCAGCAUACUUGAGUUGUGUGCGACGAUGAACAUGCGCUCCUUUCGAUGAAGUAAACGUGAAGCGUGUGUGUGUGUGUGUGCAAGCGCUUGUGUCAUGUAAGCACAAUAAAAUGCAGCAAGGAAGGCCGAGGUCCAAUGGAAAAGCUUAGUAAUCAGUUCUGAGACCAGUGAAACCCCUUCCUGUGACUUUUCGAUGACAAUGUACCAGCCCCUUCACUGCCAACGCACUCAAAAGUGAUACACAUGUGCACUUUUUGGCACAGCCUCAGUCAGAAGGGGCAGAACACUUUGCCUUUUUUCUGCUCUGAGAGUGAAAAACGAUUAGCCCGAACAUGCACCUAAAAACGACCAACGUGAAACUGCAGCCAAUAAGCGUUCGUACUGCCAAAACUACCCCGAAUAUGAAGUAGAAAUGCUAUAAGCUAUAGUUACAAAAAAAUUCAGAGUGUAUCAGUAGAUCUAAAUUCCUUCCUUCAUAUUUCAACACAAGUAAAGCUUGCCACUGCCCUGCGACGUGUUGCCAUUGGACCGACCGUACUUUUGAAGGACCCAUAUUUGGACCCAGUCCGAUAUCCUUGGAGCUCGUGUGCAUUUGUAGGCGUGCCACUUGUAUGCACUCAUUUGUGUUCCUGAUGCAGCUUUUAUUUUUUUUUUUUUCUCUUUAAUAAGCAUCAGUAUCAUUUUUACAAGUCACUUGGAGGUUUGCCUGUUUCAUUCACAUGCUGUCUAGUGCUCCUUUCCCAAACCUGUUAUAAUGAAGUAGAGACUGAGCGAUGAGCUUGGCGGGAAAGUCAAUCGAGGGACUCAGAUUUGAGCUUUGAAUAGACGGGCACUUGCAAGAUUUAAAAAUGGUAGCGAUGAUGAUGAUGAUGAUGGUAAUCUCUGGACCAUCAGAGUGCAACUCACAACCAGCCCUUGAGCUGUUAACAACUGCUGCAUUUAAUAAGGCAAACACCAAUUGGGAUGUUUAGAUGAUUUGUGUUACAUCACUCAAAUUCAGAAUCUAACACUAAACCAGGAUUCUGGCAUGUUUUGGGCACUUGGGUUGCUGUCCAGAGGGCUGAAGUGUAGAAUGUAAAUGUUUGGCUCCUCCCAGACUUAAUUUUAAACAAUCAGGCACUGGAAUGUCUACCAAAUAAGGAGUAGUGGGUGGAGCCUAGAAGAAGGAACUGCCAAAUAAGGAAAAGGGAGUGGUACUCAUUUGUGGAGAGUUGAGCGGGGCUGUGUGAGUGUAAAUGCUUGUCCAUUUUUUGUCUCUUGUUUGUCUCUUUAAUUUUUACUUCAAUCAUAUUUUCCUUUUCCCCUCUGUUUUGGAUUUUAUUUUUCUGUUUUGUUUUGUUUUAUCUCUGUGAAGUGUUAGUUUACCGUCCCGAUGUGCUCACAAGUUAGUUAACCGUGUGAUAGUUCUUGUGUAACUUUUUUAGCAUUAGCGCUGAUAAGGGAGAAUAAUAUUAUUAACAAUUUUAAAAAAAGAAUAAAGGUAAAGAGAAUACAAUCAAAUUUACUUGUGUGGCUAAUUACUCUGUGUAAAACAAUGGACAUCCUAAAAAAAGUAAACUUAAACAUUAAUAAAAGCUUAAGAGAAAUA